AUAUAUAUGUGAAAAAGCUUAACCUUAAAUGCUUCUUUAAGUUCUUAAUAGUCCGUGAUCGUUUCUAGCACCGCGGAAAUUAGAAGAUCUAAAAAAGACACAUUAUCGAGGAUUCUACCAUGGAUUAUAUCGAAAUCACUUAUCACGAUUAUUUAGCAGAGUGUGUAAACUGUAUACUAUUUGAUAAUUGGUUGAUAUAUGAUUGGGAGAAUCAUUUACUGAAUUAUUACAACCCUAACAAAAACCCCUUGCCUGCCAGGGAUAUAAAUUUUAGUGUGAAUGAUGAUCACAUAGAAAUCUAUGAUACCCAGUAUGAAAUAGAACCUUAUACAGAUAUAGUACCUAAUGUUGAGGGGCGAUUAACAACUCUCUGGAUGUGCACAUCCAUUAAAAUUAAAAAUGGUAAAAUAAGAGGCAAAAUGUGUAUUCGUAAUAUCUCAGAUCCUCCUCUACAUACAGAAUUUGAACUUUCUCUAAAAGAUGCAGAAAUGAAACUACUUGUUGGAUUCUCAAUAGAUAACAAAGAUCAUUAUGAUGGUGAUUACUUUGAGUUUGAUAACUCCGUAUAUACAGUGAGUUCUGAAAGUCUAUCUUUUACAUACACUGAACAAAAUUCAAAAAUAGUAUCAAUUUUUGAUAAAAUAGCAGAUGCAAGCCAAAAAAAACUUCUCAAACAGUAUCUGUUGGACUAUUUUACAAAAGAUAUCUAUACUGCUGCAUUAAAAUUUGAACAUGAGAGUCUUUCAAUAAAGACAACUGUUAGUGAUCAAGUUGGCGCAAACUACAGUUUACGAAAUGUAUUAAGAUUACACAAUAGAAAGCUUCAUACAGCUUUUAAAAAUUUAGCUGAAAAAAUUAUAAGCUUGACUAAUAUAAUGGUACAAGAAACUUCAAUGAAGGUUCAAGUAAAAAAAUUGUUUGGGCUUAUUAGUUUACCAAACAAUGAAAAGAAAAUCCAAAUUUAUCAUGGCUUUAUCAGUAACUUACAUUCCUUAAAAAUAGUAAAUGAUAAAUAUAUAAUAGUGUCAAAGAAAAAUGAUUUGACAAUACUUCAUAUUCCAGUUGUAUUUGAUCAUUUAAAUAUAAACUAUCAAAACAUAGAGCAAGAUAAAACCAAACAAACAAUUAGUGAUGUAUUUUCUGUACAAACUUAUACAGUCAAAGAAGCCUAUUUUGUAAUGUCUCUUAAAAAAUUGAAUCCAAGUAAAGUGGAAUUUAAUUUGAUGGAUUUCAAAAUAAUGAAUUUCAAAUGUAUGUCCAAUGUGCAAGUUAUUAUGACAAUGGACUAUUUAAUUACACAUGCGGUUGAAGAAAGUAUGAGAUCUUGCAUAACAGAAGUAUUAAAAAACGAAACCCUCAACCACUUGGCAAUACGUCCUCCAGUUGAAAUUGAGUAUUAUGGAAAUGAGUUUAAUGCUGAAGAAAGUGAUGAUUCUCAAAUGGAAAAUGAUUCCAAUGUGGGAGAAUAAAACCUCAAAGUCCAAAAUAUGUAUAAAUAUAUUUUUAUAAAUGUUUUGAUAUCCUAUUACUUAAA
Nasonia vitripennis (jewel wasp) is the source of this 1534-nucleotide messenger RNA. RefSeq lists its product as uncharacterized. Bases 120 to 1469 code for a protein of 449 amino acids. Lineage: Eukaryota; Metazoa; Arthropoda; Insecta; Hymenoptera; Pteromalidae. The record is from RefSeq and is a predicted model, not a curated record. The transcript is spliced from 9 exons.